Molecule: messenger RNA, 1279 nt
Organism: Filobasidium floriforme
Lineage: Eukaryota; Fungi; Basidiomycota; Tremellomycetes; Filobasidiales; Filobasidiaceae
Product: putative phosphate transport protein MIR1
Exons: 11
Coding region: 154-1143 (329 amino acids)
Biological process (GO): mitochondrial phosphate ion transmembrane transport
Cellular component (GO): mitochondrial inner membrane
Molecular function (GO): phosphate transmembrane transporter activity
Source: RefSeq, a predicted model, not a curated record
CUCUCUCUGUGUAUAUCGACGUCGUCUCCAUUUUCGACAACUUUGACUUAGACCUCGAUCGCAAAUCUCACACAUUCUCUAGAUCGAGUAUAUACCUAGCUUCUUGCUCUUCGUAGAUUGAUAGAACGUCCACUUGACGAGCCACCAAACAAGAUGUCCACCUCAACCAUCACCGCAGAAGCCAAAAAGGCCGGCGAAAAGCUGGCGGGGAAAGUCAUGCCCCUUACGCCGACGUUCGGGGUCAAGGAUUACUCGACCUUCUUCCUGGCAGGAGCAUUAUGUUGCACCAUAACGCACGGAGCUAUGACCCCGAUCGACGUCGUCAAGACCCGUAUCCAAAUCGACCCCAAAUUCAGCCGAACCUCCAUGCUAUCCACCGGCCGCCAAAUCAUCGCCUCCGAAGGCCCUCGCGGGUUGUUGACCGGGUUCGGGCCGACGGCGGUCGGAUACCUCGUCCAGGGAGGAGCCAAGUUUGCCGGGUACGAGUUUUGGAAGAAACAGUUGGUCGAGGUUGUCGGCAGUCAGGAGGGGGCGGUGGAGCAUCGGACGGCUAUUUAUCUCGUUGGGGCGAGUGUAGCCGAGUUCUUUGCGGACAUCUUGUUGGCACCCCUGGAAGCCACUCGGAUCAGGCUCGUCUCGGAUCCCAAGUACGCCACGGGCCUCGCCACCGGAUUCGCCAAGCUCAGCGCCGAAGAAGGGUUUGCGGGACUGUACGCCGGAUUCUUGCCGUUGAUCUGUAAACAGAUUCCUUAUGCCAUCGGGCAGUUCACGGUCAACGAGUUUUGCCACGAACUCGCCCUCAAGGGAAUGGACGAGCACGAAAAGGCCAAUCUGGGAGGGAUGAAGAAGCUGGGUAUCGAUCUGGGAAGUGGUAUUACGGCCGGUGCGGCUGCUGCCAUCUUGUCUCACCCGGCCGACUCGAUGCUCUCGGCCGUCAACAAGGGAGCUGGACCUAAAGGACCGAUGUACAAACGGCUCAUCCAAGUCGGCGGGGAACUUGGGUUCAGCGGACUCUGGGCGGGUCUCGGACCCAGGAUCGUCAUGACGGCCGGUCUGGUCACGGGUCAGUUCUUGAUCUACGGAUGGAUCAAGGAGGCUUUGAACGCUCCUCCAGGCGUCGAGAUUCACAAGGAGGAAAAGUAGGUUGGGCGUGGGGCUUGUAUGAUCGCUCGACUGUGCCGUAUUAGAUGAGUCGGAUCUGUAUAGAUUGAAUGGUCCCAAUACGAUCUCGUACAUUGGGCGAAUCGGCGUGCUCAAGAUUGUCGCCACCCGAGCAGUG